AUGGCACAGUCAACAUCCUCGGCAAACUUGGUUCUCAUCACAGGCGCCACUGGACAUGUUGGCUUCAGAACACUGGUCCAUGCCCUCAGAACUGAUCUCACCGUCCGUGUCGCGGUGAGAUCAGAGGCCAAGGCAAGCCAGCUGCUUAGGCGCCUGUCUUUGAAGAUCACCAGCAAGCAACGUCAAAGACUCACCUACACUAUCGUCUCCGACAUCACCGCAGACGGAGCCUACGACGAUGCAAUGAACGACGUGACACAUGUCAUCCAUGUUGCUUCCCCUCUGGUGACAGGGUCCCAACAACCACCCAUCGAGAGCAAGCUGGCCGAGGACUUCAUCGGGCCCGCAGUACGCGGCACACGGAACCUCCUCGAGGCAGCAGAAAGCUGUGGCACCGUAAGGAGGGUCGUCAUCACCUCCUCGAUCGUGGCCCUCAUCCCAGUAGCCCAGAUGGAAGGCACCGAGCCACGGCCCAAAGACUGCCCGGUCAGGCCCACGGACCGCGUCCCCUUCACAUCGGGGCCGUACCACUCGGAAUUCGCAGCAUACGCCAACUCCAAGAUAGCCGCCCUCCACGCCGCGGAGACAUGGUGCGAGACAAUGCGGCCCGCCUUCGACGUCGUCCACCUGCACCCGUCCUUCGUCCUGGGCCGCAACGACAUGGCCUCCACUACAGCACAAUGCAUGAAGGGCACCAACGCCAUGGUCCUCGCGAUGCUCCUGGGCAAGCGGUUCGGCCCAUUUGCCGGCGCGACGGUGCACGUUGAUGACGUCGCGCGGUGCCACGUCGCCGCCGCCAUCGACACGGUGAACGUGCCCGGCAACGAGAGCUACAUCCUCAGCCAGCAGUCGAGGUGGAACGACGCAAAGGACAUGGCGGCUAAGUCGUUCCCUGCUGCGGAGAAGACGAGGUUGCUAGUAAAGAGCGGCAACGUAGGCACCACGGAGAUCGAGAUCGAUGCGAGCUUGGCUGAAGACACCUUUGGCCUUCGGUUCAAAGGCUUUGACGAGCAGGUCGAGAGCCUCGUGGGCCAGUUCCUGGAGUUGAAGACCAGCGCCGGCCAAAGCGGGCCGAAAAGGGUUUCGGGAAAGGGGGGCAAGAGCAAGCCAAGUGUGGAAGUAAAGGUGUACCCAGGUGAUGACGAUAUGUCCAGCGUGGAAGAAAAAGUUUACUCAGUUGACGAUAGGCCCAGCUUGCUGACGACGGUUAUUGUUGUUUAA
This is a messenger RNA of Diaporthe citri, 1221 nucleotides long. RefSeq lists its product as uncharacterized. Gene Ontology annotation, molecular function: oxidoreductase activity, acting on the CH-OH group of donors, NAD or NADP as acceptor. The record is from RefSeq and is a predicted model, not a curated record. NCBI's taxonomy places the organism in Eukaryota, Fungi, Ascomycota, Sordariomycetes, Diaporthales, Diaporthaceae. The coding region runs from base 1 to 1221 and encodes 406 amino acids. The transcript has a single exon.